AUGGUAAUAGAAAACGCACCCGAACACUGCCCUGGCCCAGAAACAGAAGAGGCAGGAAAGGCAGCCGUGUGCGCAGGCUGUCCGAAUCAAUCUAUCUGCGCUACUGCACCAAAGGGCCCUGAUCCAGCCAUCCCGUUGAUAAACGAGCGAAUGUCAAAUGUGAAGCACAAGAUUUUAAUUUUAUCGGGAAAAGGUGGAGUGGGCAAAUCAACUUUUACUUCUCAAUUAGCAUUCGCUUUUGCUGAGGAUGAAAACACCCAGGUUGGUGUAAUGGAUAUAGACGUUUGUGGGCCAUCGAUACCGAAAAUAAUGGGCCUUGAGGGUGAACAGAUUCAUCAGUCGCUAUCUGGAUGGUCUCCGGUGUAUGUUUCGGAUAAUCUGGGUGUCAUGUCAAUUGGGUUUAUGUUGCCUGAUUCCGACGAUGCUGUUAUUUGGCGUGGGCCCAAGAAAAAUGGGUUAAUAAAACAGUUUGUCAAAGAUGUUGAUUGGGGGGACCUUGAUCACCUCUUGAUUGACACACCACCAGGUACUUCCGAUGAACACCUCUCCAUUAUACAAUAUCUGAAAGAAACAGGCAUUACUGGUGCUGUAAUUGUCACAACGCCUCAAGAAGUCGCAUUGCAAGAUGUGAGGAAGGAGAUCGAUUUUUGUCGUAAAGUAAAAGUACCGAUAAUUGGGGUGGUUGAAAACAUGGCUGGAUUCGUGUGUCCAAAGUGUGGGGGUGAAUCAGUGAUAUUUGCUGCCACUACGGGAG
Messenger RNA from Paraglomus brasilianum, 754 nucleotides. Lineage: Eukaryota; Fungi; Glomeromycota; Glomeromycetes; Paraglomerales; Paraglomeraceae. The record is from the annotation of a GenBank genome assembly.